AUGCAGCUGACAACUGAUUUAAAGGAAUUCCUCCCAGAAUUCAACAUGGCAGACUGGAUACCAUCGGAUCCGUCACCACUGCCCAAUUUGCAUGGCGGAAUGAGGGUGAAAUUUUCAUUUUCUAAUCACUGUUCCAGAUCGGAUAAUGCAAACAAACAUUUGAUUACACGAAAGCCAAUCGCUGAAUUCUCAUCAGAUGCAAAUAUCUGUUCCGGACCGAUCGAGUUAACGGGACUUGCAUCAAUGGAGAGUAUGACGUUGCCAGUGCACAUGUUGUUUGCUAAAUCGGAUUCGCAUGAAGAUCCUGGUAUUAUUUCGGUGCCAAAACGAAAUACGUUCGAUUUUAGAGGCUGUAGCCGGGAGCCAGACGAAUCAGCAAUAGCUGCGUCUAGACGAGGAACGGCAGUAUGUCACUCACCGACGAAAACAAUUACUACCACUGAAACAGGUUUGGCAACAUCUUUAUGGCGACAUCCGCAGUUGGGUUAUCAGCAGAACCGAGUGCAGCACAAUGCUGUAGAAGCCGCAUACAACGAGCACACAUGGGAUGAAUCUCUUACGUUCGCCUCGACGAACAAUCCAACGCUGGCCUUUCUUCGAACGAAUUCCACUGUCCAACAGCAGCAGCAAAGAGUUUAA
This is a messenger RNA of Gongylonema pulchrum, 639 nucleotides long. Lineage: Eukaryota; Metazoa; Nematoda; Chromadorea; Rhabditida; Gongylonematidae. The record is from the annotation of a GenBank genome assembly.